Malassezia pachydermatis is the source of this 1041-nucleotide messenger RNA. RefSeq lists its product as hypothetical. The record is from RefSeq and is a predicted model, not a curated record. Gene Ontology annotation, molecular function: lipase activity. Lineage: Eukaryota; Fungi; Basidiomycota; Malasseziomycetes; Malasseziales; Malasseziaceae. Gene Ontology annotation, cellular component: membrane. The transcript is spliced from 2 exons. The coding region runs from base 1 to 1041 and encodes 346 amino acids.
AUGGCAGCUACGUACCCAAUUGUGUUUCCGUUGAGCAAGCCCAUUCAUUCUGAGGAAGAAUGGUACGAUCUUCGUGGUACCAAUGUAUCACAGUUUUUUCUGAAGCACUGGUUCCCUACCGAUCAAGCGCAGAACGUUGUAAAGCCUAAAGCCGCGAUCAUUUUUGUUCAUGGUUUUGCGGACUAUAUCAACCGAUACGAUGGCAACUUUUCGUAUAUGGCUGAUCAUGGAUAUCAAGUGUCCGGGUUUGAUCAGUUUGGCUUUGGUCGCACGUGGUACGAAUCGCCGGACCGUCGCACAACUCAUGGCUGGACGACGUGGCCCGAGCAGAUCAAUGAUAUUACAUCCAUGAUCAAGCUUGUGCGUGUUCGCCUUGAUAAGGACUGGGGUGCAGGUAGUGUGCCUAUGUACCUGAUGGGUCAUAGCAUGGGCGGCGGUCUUGUCACUGCGUUCUUCACUCGUGAUACUGCUGAGGGUCCUGCGGCGGAAGUUAAGGGUAUGAUUUCCGGUGUAAUGGCGUCUGCGCCAUGGUACGAUAUUCAUUUCCCGAUUCCCACAUGGCUUGCUGGCCCUCUUCUGCGUGGAGCUCUGUGGGGUCUCCCUCGGCUGCAUUUGGCGCUGGGCCCGCCGUCGUCGAAUCUGUCUCGCGAUAGCGAGCUUUGCGAGGCGCUGCGUAAGGACCCUCUGAGUAAUUGUGAUGUGCACGUUCGGUGCUUGCUGGGCCCGUUGACGGGCGGUCCAAGGAUUGUCUCCGACGACUACAAGCGUUGGCCCGAGUCCCUACCGUUUUUGAUUUGCCAUGGUACAGGAGACAAGGUGACGAGAUGGGAUUCCAGCAAGGCGCUGUUUGAUAAUAUGAGCGCUAUAGGGCGACAUGUCACGUUGAGGUCGUUUGAUGGGUACUACCAUGAAGCGAUGUUUGAUCCCGGCGAUGCGAAGUUCAAGUUUACGCAGGCGUUUGUGGACUGGCUGGAUGACCAACUUGCCCGCAAAGCACGUGGAGAGGGUCAACCGACGUCCACCGAGACACUGGUAGAGUAA